This is a messenger RNA of Morus notabilis, 1100 nucleotides long. RefSeq lists its product as uncharacterized. The record is from RefSeq and is a predicted model, not a curated record. The coding region runs from base 228 to 809 and encodes 193 amino acids. The transcript is spliced from 3 exons. Lineage: Eukaryota; Viridiplantae; Streptophyta; Magnoliopsida; Rosales; Moraceae.
UGAAGUUUGACGUCGCUAAUAGUCAUAGAUACCGAUUUGGCGAUUCCGCACUGGGGCUUUUUCUGUUAGUUUUCCAUUAUCUUCUUGUAAAUCGUAAUCCCACACGCGCAAACGACACGACCACGACCAGCUGUCUCUCCCUCACUUCCGAAUCCUUCCUUCUCCAUUUCUGCUCUUCACCACCCCGAUCCACCGGCAUAACAAAAACCCACCUCUCUCUCUCUUCGAUGGCGACCCAGAAUCCAGCGAGAGCUUGGAGCCCGGUGGUGCUGAAAACAGGUCUGACGGUGAUCGCGCUCUGCAUAGCAGGCUACAUUGUGGGUCCACCCCUUUACUGGCACUUCAUGGAGGGUUUGGCCGCCGUUAGCCAUUCAUCUUCUUCUUGCCCGUCUUGCAACUGCGAUUGCUCUUCUCAGCCCCUCCUCUCCAUCCCUCUCGAAUUGAGCAACAAUUCCUUUACAGACUGUGCAAAGCGUGACCCUGAGGUGAGUGAAGACACUGAGAAGAACUUUGCUGACCUAUUGGCGGAGGAACUGAAGUUACGGGAGGCAGAAGCUUCGGAACAACAGCGACGGGGAGACAUGGCUCUGUUAGAGGCUAAGAAGGUUACUUCCCAAUAUCUGAAGGAAGCAGACAAGUGCACUUCAGGAAUGGAAACGUGUGAAGAAGCAAGAGAGAAAGCUGAGGCAGCAUUAGCAUCACAGAAGAGAAUAACAGCAAUUUGGGAGCAAAGGGCUCGUCAGAGAGGAUGGAAAGAAGGGAUGGCCAAGUCUCGAGCUCAAUCGCAGGGAAAUGUCCAGUCGGCAUAAUUGAAGCACCGGGAUGUAUGGAACAGCCAAAGGCUUUGUUCACAUGCUGAUUUCCUUCUCACCUUCACAGGGGGAGUUAAUAUCAUUAGUCCGAUAUGCUAUAUUUACCAACUCAAGAGUUAUUUGUUGCCAUCACUAGUCAAAGUAUAGUAAAUCUUUUAUUGUCAUCUUGCGUAUUAAGAAAAUGUCAAUUUUCAACUCAUUCUAUUGAAAAUUCCACUUGCAAGACCCGGAAAUUGAGAGCUGUAUUUAUAUGUGAGAAUGGAAUGCAAUCUACAGACUCUUUCCAGA